GCAGGAGGAGCGCAGACACCGGUGUGAUCAGGCGGGAGGAGAGGGGGAGGGGAACCGGCCGACGCUGGAUGUGUGUGCGCGCGUGCGCGCGCCGCCCCGGUGCUAGUCUCGCCGUCCUUUCGGAGCCGCUCUCCCUCCUCCUCCUCCUCGCGCUUGCCGGUCGGCGGAUCCACUCGAAGAAUAAGACGAGAGGGAGGAAGAUGUCGCGGAGCCUGUGGAUGGGCGAUUUGGAAAACUACAUGGAUGAAAAUUUUAUCUCCAGAGCUUUUGCCACAAUGGGUGAAACAGUAAUAAGUGUAAAGAUUAUUCGUAAUCGAGUGACAGGGACGCCAGCAGGUUACUGCUUCGUUGAGUUUGCAGACCAGGCUGCUGCAGAACGAUGCCUUCUUAAGAUCAAUGGAAAAAAGCUUCCAGGCGCUUCACCUCAGCCCAGAAGAUUUAAGCUUAACUAUGCCACUUACGGAAAGCAACCAGAUAACAGCCCUGAAUAUUCAUUGUUUGUUGGAGACUUAACACCAGAAGUGGAUGAUGGAAUGCUUUACGAGUUUUUUGUUGAAAAGUACCCCACGUGUAGAGGAGGAAAAGUGGUAUUGGACACUCUGGGAAAUUCUAAAGGUUAUGGCUUUGUGAAGUUCUCAGAUGAAGCUGAACAGAAACGAGCACUUGCUGAGUGUCAAGGUGCAAUUGGUGUCGGAGGCAAAGCUUUAAGACUGAGUGUAGCAAUACCAAAAACAAAUCGCGUAGUGAAGCCACCAGACUAUAGCCAGACAUAUACCUACAACUACAACCAGUAUUACCAGCCAUACCAGAACUACUAUACCCAAUGGGGAUAUGAUCAGUACACUGGUAGCUAUAGCUACAGCUACCAACAAUAUGGCUAUACUCAAAGUACCAUGCAGAAUUAUGAAGAAGUAGGAGAUGAUGCUUUGGAAGAUCCAGUUCCUCACUUGGAUAUUGAAGAAGCAAACGCACAGUUCAUGGAACAGAGUGAAGAGUUCUAUGAUGCCCUGAUGAAUUGCCAUUGGCAGCCGUUGGACAGUGUUGCAUCUGACAUCCCUGCUUCGGCCAUAGCCUAGCAGAUUAAUAUUGCUACUGCAAAGCCAUAUCCAGAUCAGAAACAUCAUGGGAUUUUUUUUUUUAAUCCCUUGGUUCUCAAGAUUUUCUGGCUCCGGCAUAAUUCUUGUUUAAUAUGGUUCUUACUGUGACAAAAUAGAUUUAAUAAAUGCUGCAUCCUCUUGUUAUUUUAUGCAAAGGUUUGAAGCAAAACAGUGAUUUCAGAAGAAAUGUUCUUCCUUAAUUUUUAAGAACAAAAAUGGAAUUUAUUCCCAAAAUUUUAGAGUUAGGGCUGUCCAAAUAACUCAGUCGCGGUUCAGGAUUAAAAUAUGCUUGUAUACAGGAGUAGGGUAGCCAGAGGAGCAAGCUACAUGGUAGUCUCACAACCAAGGGGUUCUGAUGACACCUUAGACCACCCCCCCCCCCCCCCCCAAACUGGUUCAAAAACAUUGUGCGAACCUCAAUAAUGGUAAGUGCCUUAUGACUCAUUUCUUUGCAUCUGUUGUUACUUUUAUGCAAUUUUGAGUUUUAGAGGUAAGGAGUUCAAAUAUCCACUGACACAAACAGAGGUUCCUUGCGCAAGGAUCUGAAGUAAUACCUUCAUGAAAAGUGUGACAUUUUUGAAGCAAGUUUGUCGAUUUUAUGACCUCCAUUUUUACAGUCUGAUACAGUACUGGUUCAUUUACUACAUUUUGUGUGUAUGUGCGUGUGUGUAUGUAUAUGUACAUAUAAGUCAAGACAUUUUGAUAUUGCUGAGUACCUGUAAUCCUCUUUUUUUGUCAAAAUCUAACCCUAGGCCAGCUAAAAAGGACAUUACUGACCCUUAACAAUUUUUGUGUUUUGUUGUAGUUGGGAUUAUUAAAAUAGAGGACAAAAUGGAAGUCAUGAUCAUAGUGAGUGUAGGAUAUUGGUAUAGUUUCUCCUCGUCAUCCAUCUCCAACCCAAGCUUUUGAGAUUACAAACUUGGAUAAACUACAGGGUCUGGGUUUGCUUCUGACUUUCAGAAAUGCACACAGCAGACCACACCUUUGUUGGGAAAGACGGUACAAUGUACCCUAGCUAAAGUUUAAAAAUAACAAUGAGAGAACGUAAGACUUAUUUUUUAAAAAUGCCACUAAUUCUACUGCUGUAUCCCUCACUAUUAUUUCCAGGUGUCCUUUUUUCCAGGGUAGUUUUGAUGCUCUAGUUGCACUCUCACUUAAAAGUACUACUGAGUUACAAAAGCAGGCAGUGGGACUUCAGAUCUGUAAAUUAAUGAGGGGUACAACAUAUAGGGAAAUUAUUCGUUAGAAAUAAAGUCGUCAGAUGCUUAUUUAAGGUCACUAAGUUCUGCUUGCAAAUGUUGACGUUUUAAUUUUUCCAGUUGUACUUUUAUUGAAAUUCUGAUUUUAUCAUACUCAUGAGCUUGUAAAAACAAAUUUAUUUUGUAAAAUAAAAUAAAGGUGAUUUUCUUUUA
Molecule: messenger RNA, 2509 nt
Organism: Carcharodon carcharias (great white shark)
Lineage: Eukaryota; Metazoa; Chordata; Chondrichthyes; Lamniformes; Lamnidae
Product: tRNA selenocysteine 1-associated protein 1-like
Exons: 9
Coding region: 69-1076 (335 amino acids)
Biological process (GO): selenocysteine incorporation
Cellular component (GO): nucleus
Molecular function (GO): tRNA binding
Source: RefSeq, a predicted model, not a curated record